AUAACUGGUGCAAAGAGGAUAUAAACACUGCUUACUGGUGCUCUAAUCUAUACUUUAGUCAAAUAUUAUCUGUGAAAAAAAAUUGCGUGAGACGGCUAUUAUUUUUAUUUAUUUAGUUCAGUGCGCAAGAGUUGUCGUGUAGUGUAUCACGUAUUGUUGGUUUUAAACUUUAAAAAGUGGUGAAAGUUGAUCAUUUAAAAUGCAUCGCUUUAUAAAAGCGUUGUUUUGUGCCUUAUUAGUACUUAGUAUAGUCGAUCCAAUAAGGUCCAAACGAUCGUUCACUAGUGGUAGACAUUCGUAUCCGAAGAGUGGCGGUCUGUCAGGCGGCGGGCACGGUUAUCCUUCAUCGGGAGGCAGACACGGCUAUCCGUCGAGCGGGGGCGGCCUUUCCGGGCACGGGUCUUCAUCUUCCGGUGGCAACCACGGCUAUCCUUCAUCAGGGGGUAGUCAUGGCUAUCCUUCAUCAGGAGGCAGUCACGGCUAUCCCUCGUCAGGUGGUCUAUCAGGGCACGGGUCUUCAUCCUCGGGUGGUAGCCACGGCUAUCCAGCAGGAAAAGGCUUGUCUGGUAACACACCAAGUCAUUCCGGCACCGGAGCGGGUCACACCACAAACGUCCACCAUCAUUACCAUUACAGUCCCCCUCAACAAAUAAGAUACACGCCCACGCACGGCGGACAUCCUCAAAGCUAUCCAGUGUACCAUGGGAGCCCUCCAUCAUACGUGUACCAAUACAAAGAUUCUGGAAGCAAAUAUGGCACACUUUUAGCUGGUUUAGCUCUACUCAACCUUGGUACACUUGGCGUCGCCACUUAUGCAGCAACUAAGUCUCACGGCUCGUCAGGGGACACCUACAAAACAAAGCCCGGUGAAGUGUGUAAAUUUGGUCUGAAAAAAGACAAUGGAGACUAUGAGGAAACUAGAAUAGACUGCAAUUUGAUAUCUAGUUUCAUUUAUGAGGAGGAGGCUAAGAGACAAAGUGGUGGCACAAAUUCCACAGUAGUGACCACAACAGUGACCAAUGUUACAACUGUGAAUUCUAAUGCAAGUGAUCAUCCUCCACCUCCGGUAGUUAAUACCCUGUAUGAAAAGUUGCCAAACAACACACUGGUACCUGUCAAUGUUACUGUUGCUAACACCAAUGUAACUAACAUUCCAGCUUCACCUGGCACUGUGACGUCAGUAACAGUCACUACAACAAACACAACCACCAGUGCACUUGAUGUCAAAGGGAAACCGGUUGAAGUUACACCCAGCAUGCAGUGUUAUGUUCUAAGGCAUAGUCCAACUAGUAAUAUGAAAAGAUCUGUGCCUUGUGGCCUUUUACAGACAUAUGCAACACAAUCUUUGAAAAGGAAUUCUGCAUCAAGGAAUCUUCCAGUAAUGUAUAUACUGAGUGCAGUCUUCACUUUAUUCAUUGUUUAUUAAAAAAAAAAAAAAAAUUAGCUAGGUAGUUCUUAUUUAUAUGUUUGGACUUUUAUUUUCAUUACAUUUGUUCAAUACUUGUAACAAUUUGCAUUCCAUACCAGAUAAUGAUAUAGUAUUUUUGAUAUAAGUAUCUUUUUGAAAUCUUAUACAUGUGAAUUAUUAAGAGAAUGAAAGAUGUAUGACAUUUUUUCCUUGAAUUAAAGCCUGAAGAUGGCCAAAGUAAUUACUGAUCUGUUUUUGUACUUACAUUUAUAUAGGUUUGUCAGUAAAGUAAGUAGAAAAUCAUAGAAUCUUUAUAAUGUCUCGAGAUAUAUUAAAUGUGAUAUUUUAUGACACAGUAUUUGAUUUAAUUAAAUUUUGUUACUGAAU
Pararge aegeria (speckled wood butterfly) is the source of this 1795-nucleotide messenger RNA. RefSeq lists its product as uncharacterized. The transcript has a single exon. The record is from RefSeq and is a predicted model, not a curated record. Lineage: Eukaryota; Metazoa; Arthropoda; Insecta; Lepidoptera; Nymphalidae. The coding region runs from base 200 to 1426 and encodes 408 amino acids.